This is a messenger RNA of Huiozyma naganishii CBS 8797, 1758 nucleotides long. It is a transcript of the gene PEX8, whose product is annotated as Pex8p. The transcript has a single exon. The record is from RefSeq and is a predicted model, not a curated record. NCBI's taxonomy places the organism in Eukaryota, Fungi, Ascomycota, Saccharomycetes, Saccharomycetales, Saccharomycetaceae. Bases 1 to 1758 code for a protein of 585 amino acids.
AUGGACGCAGAACUACAACACUUGAUUGUCCUGCUGAGGGAUCGAGGCUCGAUUGUUCAACAAUCGUCGGUGAAGCGGUCGGUGAUAAACAACUUAGCUUACUAUGUCCCGCGGAUCACUUCCCUUAAGGUCCUCGAAACCAUCGUGGCAGAGUUGUGGAACAGUGCCCUACAAUCGGAUGCAGAUACAUCGCUUGAAUUGCAGGAGAUGUGCCAAAGUAUCUUUUUCUGGAAACUGCAGAUAUCGGAACCCUCGUUGGAUGUCCCCGAAUUCUACGAAGUUUGGAACCGGCAUAUUGUUGCCUGUUCGCAAUGGACAGUUCCUAAGCUGGCAAUGGUGAGUGGUCUUCUCUCCACAGAAGCAUUGUUUCUGCAGUUACAGAAUCGUUUUUACACAGACAGGAAGGGGAUAUGCUCGCGUUACUACAAGAAUUGGAGAAGUGCCUAUUUUGUUCCAUUACUGACCAAUUACUUAAAUCAAGGGGGGUUAACACUUUCUUCUAAAGACUUGAUAGUUCAAAUUUACACGUUUGCCCCUUCAGAGGGGGAUUUGGCUAGGACACAACUUCAUUGGGAUUUUAUUACUGAUUCGUGCAUAAGGCAGUUGAUACAUUACAUUACACAUGGUGAAACCGAACUCGACAUGUAUCUGCAAAAAAAUGUGAACCAAAUUGCUCGGACGUUGCAGAUAUCAUUACUACGGACAGACAGCUCUACACUAGCUAGAAACUUAGAACAGCUGACCAAAGCCUGCCAAACUUUAUCUUACCGGGAAUGUCGCAGUGCUAUGCCAAAUAAGUCGUACUCUAAUGACCACUAUUCAGGUAUUUUACUAACUGUGAUAUUAACCACGAAAAGCAUCAUAGACUCUGUUAGGAAUAUACCCAGACUGUGGUGUAUUCAAAUGAUUACUUGUUUGUACAAUCUCCACUUUAUCACCUUGGAUUUUGGAACCACAGGAUUCCAAACCUUUGAAGAUGUAUUUGCGAAAUUAUCAACUUUCAUAACAUUACCUGUUGGGCAGUUUCAAAGACAAGACGACUAUAUUUCUUUGAUAAAGGGCUUCAUUGGCGGUAUAGAUUUCAACACGCAAUACCCAAACAAGAUAAAUGAUUCAAGAUUACUAUUUACCCUAUCACUUUUGGAAAGGACGUUACUGUUAUUGAGUGGAAGUACGUUACGGGAGCUCGUAACGGCUCCAGAAUUCACCUUUGUAUUGAAGAAUCUGAACUCUUAUUCCAACGAAAUUCGAGAAGCAGCACAUUCAGUCAUCCUCACGUACUAUAAAGUGGAAUCCAUAGAAACUUCAGUCAGACAAUGGCAAUCUACGUUUAUUGAUGAGUAUCUAGUUUUGUCAUUCCGCCAGUACUUCAACUCGGAACUGACAGAAUCUCAGCUAUUGCACAUUAUCCAAAAACUCUCCGUUUCAAUACCGUACCUUCAGACUAUGGAUUUGGAUAUCUGCCGCAGGCUCGUACAGAAGAUGUAUCUUCAAUUCCUUAACAUACCCAAGGGUAAAAUGAGAUGGAAUGUAAUGCUGCUGAAGUGCAUUAUAUGCAUGAUACCGUACAUAAAUAUGCGGUACUGCUUGGACUGGCUUGAUAAUGUGAAAGAAUUGUUGUUUUCUGGCGAGUUUGACGAGAUUACACGACAGGAAAUAGCAGACUCCCUGUGGGAUAUGAUAAGCACCAGUGGAUCCCAAAUAGCAAUUAAAUGGUGGUAUGUAUCAUUUGUGACAACACCCCAGAGUAGGCUAUAA